Molecule: messenger RNA, 2440 nt
Organism: Cololabis saira (Pacific saury)
Lineage: Eukaryota; Metazoa; Chordata; Actinopteri; Beloniformes; Belonidae
Product: calpain-5-like
Exons: 13
Coding region: 225-2156 (643 amino acids)
Biological process (GO): proteolysis
Cellular component (GO): cytoplasm
Molecular function (GO): calcium-dependent cysteine-type endopeptidase activity
Source: RefSeq, a predicted model, not a curated record
GGAUGUGCUGGUCAGACCAGUUUCCAAGCCGGGUUUAUAGGAAGCCUUCAGAGCGUGGAAGAAAACUCAAGGAGCUGCAUUCGGUUGGGAACGAAGCGUGAGGGACAGCUGUUUUAGCUUCUGGAGCUUAUGCACAACUCAGAGAAGCUCAACAAAGCAUUGAAUGUGCCGGAACUCAUACCUGCAAGAUAAGGCAUCAGCUGUGAGGCUUCUGUGUCUCAACCAUGUUUUCCUCCACUGCUCCGUACAAAAACCAACACUACGAUGAACUGAAGAAGAACUGCAUCAGGAGCAAGGUGCUGUUUGAAGAUCCAGAGUUCCCAACUAUCAAUUCAUCGCUGUAUUUUAGGAAACCACCCCCUGGAGUUGUGGAGUGGAAAAGGCCUGGGGAGAUGUGUGACUCGCCUCAUCUGUUCGUUGAGGGCAUCAGUUCCCAUGAUUUGAACCAGGGACUUGUGGGAAACUGCUGGUUUGUUGCCGCCUGCUCCUGCUUGGCUCUGAAGCCAAACCUGUGGAAAAGGGUUAUUCCUGACUGGAAGGACCAAGAGUGGGAUCCCAAUCACCCAGAGAACUAUGCUGGCAUCUUCCACUUCCAGUUCUGGAUCUUUGGUGAGUGGAUAGAUGUGGUGGUGGACGACCGGCUGCCCACCAUCGCCGGAGAACUCAUCUACUGCCACUCAAAACAGAAUAAUGAAUUCUGGAGCGCUCUGCUGGAGAAAGCCUAUGCCAAGCUUUCCGGCUGCUAUGAGUGCCUGGAGGGGGGAAAUACUGGGGACGCUGUGGUGGAUUUCAGUGGAGCUGUAUCUGAAGCCAUCAACCUGGAGGCAGAAGCUUUUCACACAGACCAAAAGAGACAAGACCAGCUGUUUGAGGACCUGCUCAAGGUGUACGACCGAGGCGGCAUCAUCAGCUGCUCUAUUAAGGCAGCGCCUCAUGAAAUAGAGCUGAAGAUGUCUAAUGGGCUGGUGAAAGGCCACGCAUACUCGGUGACUGCAGUGAAGCGAGUGCGUUUGGGUCACGGGCUGCUGGCCUACUUCAAAAAUGAAACCAUUCCUCUGAUCCGCAUGAGAAACCCCUGGGGAAAGAUGGAGUGGAACGGGGCUUGGAGCGACAGCUCGGAGGAAUGGGCAAAGGUCGGCGACACGGAGAGGGGCAACCUGGGCAUCACCGUGGAGGACGAUGGAGAGUUCUGGAUGUCAUUCACGGACUGGUGUCAGUUCUUCACCGACGCAGACGUUUGCAGAGUCAUCAAUACGUCGGUCAUCAGCAUCCACAAGACGUGGGACGAGGUCGUUCACUUCGGCAGCUGGACCAAAAGCGCAGAGCCGCUGUUGAACCGCUGCGGCGGCUGCGCCAACCACAAGCCCACGUUCCUGCAGAACCCACAGUACUUGUUUGAUGUGACAAAGGAGUCUGAUGAAGUCUUGGUCUCCCUGCAACAAAGAGACAUGAAGAUCCACAGAAGAAUUGGCCAAGGAGAAAACCUGACCAUCGGUUUCAAUAUCUUCAAGGUGGAGCUGAACAGGAAAUACCGGAUGCACGACAUCUUGACGCAGCUGUGCGUGGCCACCUCCACCUACAUCAACGCCAGGACAGUGUUCAUGCGGAUCGUGUUGGCCCAGGGCCGAUACGUCAUCAUGCCCACCACCUUCAAACCCGACACGCUGGGGGACUACAUGCUACGAGUCUUCACUGAUGUGGACUCGGGCUGCCGGGAGCUGACGGAGGACAAGCCAAGGAUAAAAUGCUGGAGUUCGUUCUUUGGAUAUCCACAAGCUGUGACUCACGUGUACGUCCACGGAGCCGAGGGCCUGCAGAACCAGGACAGAACAGGAGGUGCAGACCCCUAUGUGAUCAUCUCCUGCGAGGGCCGGUCGGUCAGAUCCACCAUCAAGAAUGACACUUUACAACCAGAGUUUGCAACCAGCGCCAUAUUCUACAGGAAGAAGCCCGGGAAGCCUAUAACAGUGGAGGUGUGGAACAGUAAUGCGGUGAGGGAUGAGUUCCUGGGCCAGGUGGUGCUGGCCGGCUCGGUGCAGGACACCAUGGAGCCCCAGAGCCUGCAGCUGAGGAAGAGCGGCCGGCAGGCGGCCGACGAGAUGCCCGGCAGGAUCGCCCUGCGGGUCAUCACCGCCACCCAGCUGAUCGCCAUGUGACCUCUGUACUGACCAAUCAGCAACUACUUGUUUCAUUUGUUUGACGUGUGCACUCACUCAGGCACCAAAACCAGAAGUUUACAGUUAACCUAAGUUUGAGGAACUGUGUAAAAAGUUGGCAGGUUAACAGGUUGUGUUUUAUGUAACUUAUGAAACCUUUUUAUACAGAUGCUUUUAUAUGUUUUACUCCAUGUUAAUCACACUGCAAGCAACAUGGCAGUUAGAUUACAGAACUGUCUCAGAAAAUUAGAAUAUUGUGAUAAAGUCCUUUAUUUUCUGUAAUG